AUGUCCGAUUCGGAAAAUGGGAAUGGCUACCCCACACAACAGCCCCAGCUUUUGCCCCCCGGUGCACCGAACCCGGCGACCACUGAUAUCAACGACCACGAAGUCGAGGUCACACAGGCCGAUGAUGUGCCUGAAAUCGUGUUAACAAAGAUGCCGAAAUUCGGGUUGCUUGAACACGACACAAACAACCCACGUGCUUGGACUAUUGUUGUCGAAUACGCUCUUGCUCCUUUGCGUUUGAGGAAGAUCAUUGACAGCAAUGUCGCAAGACCUUCUUCAGAUCAUCCGAAAUACGAUAGAUGGGUGUUCUGGUCUUGCACGAUUGCAAGCUGGAUGUACAUACAGAUCGACACGACUCUCCAAGAGAAAAUCCAGAACAUGACGAUCCUUCCCAAAUACGCAGAUGAGAUGAUGGAUGAGAUAAUGUUGAUGGUUCAAGGCAACCUCAAGGGCGACAAUGCGCUCAACGAGAUCAGUCGAUUUAGCAACUUGAAGCGUUCAAAGUUCAAUUCGACAAAGGAGUUCAUCACUGAGUUCCAGAAACAGUACUAUGUGCUGUCUAGAUUCAAGAUUCAACCUCACCCAUUCCAUGCUCUCGCCCAGAUCCUUACAGAACUUGAGAACGAAGUCCCAAAGGUUCAGUUCAUUGUCGAGGAACUUGGUAGGAUCGAACCAAAGAAGAUUACUCUCAGUCACGUAGAAUAG
Messenger RNA from Penicillium verrucosum, 705 nucleotides. RefSeq lists its product as uncharacterized. The record is from RefSeq and is a predicted model, not a curated record. Lineage: Eukaryota; Fungi; Ascomycota; Eurotiomycetes; Eurotiales; Aspergillaceae. The transcript has a single exon. Bases 1 to 705 code for a protein of 234 amino acids.